CGGGAGAAUCAGCUGAUGGACCACGGCACGGGGAUCAGCUGAUACGAAGUGGCCGGGCGCAAGUGAAGACACAGUGUUACAGCGAACACUUGAUAACACUUGGUUGGCAGCGGGAUACGAAGAGAGAAAAGCAGCUAAAGGCUACAAAGGGAGGAAGAUCAAGGAGUAACGACCUGAGAAGCGAUACAAAGCCUCAGAAAAGUUAACCGCCCCGCAGGAAUGGCCACGUUCAUUGCUAAAGUUACUGAAAUUGGGCCUCGUAUUAUUCGCAUACUAGGAUGUAACCCCGGCCCCAUGACCCUGCAAGGCACCAACACUUAUCUCAUCGGCACAGGCAAGAAGCGUGUAUUACUUGAUGUGGGAGAGCCCCACAAUGCCGAGUAUAUUUCAUCUUUGGUCUCCGUCCUGAAGCACCACAAUACUACCAUUAACCAAAUAGUCAUCUCCCAUUGGCACCAUGACCACAUAGGAGGCCUGAAGGAGGUCCUCAGCUGUCUCCAUGAACCAGUGAAUGUAUUCAAGAUUCCAAGACUUGACAAAGAGGAUGACCCCUUGCCAGUGUGCUACAAUACUCUUAAUCACCAUGAUGAAAUUAAAACAGAAGGGGCCACUCUAAGAGUCCACCACACUCCCGGCCACACCACAGACCAUGCCGUGUUGGAGCUAACAGAGGAACAGGCAAUAUUUAGUGGAGAUUGUGUACUAGGGGAGGGCACUGCUGUAUUUGAGGAUCUUCAUUCCUAUAUGGCCUCCCUCCAGGUGCUGGUGGAUCUGAAUCCAAAGAUCAUAUACCCUGGACAUGGACCCAUAAUUGAGGACCCAGUGACAAAACUCCUGUUCUACAUUAACCACAGAAACCAAAGGGAGGAGCAGAUCUUGGAAGUGCUGUCUACUGAAACUCAGAAAUUUCUGACUGCUAUGGAACUGGUGAAGGCUAUAUAUAAGGAAACACCAGAACACUUGCAUCUGGCUGCAGCACAUAAUGUUGGCCACCACCUGUCUAAACUUUUAAAGGAAGGGAAAGUUGUCAGUCAGGGGGAGAAGUGGUGCCUAGCAGCCAAGCAUGAAAAGCUCUAAGGCCAAAAAAUUCAUACAAUGCAAUAAAUGUUAUAAAUUCCAAAUGAACUAUAUAAAUAUGAAUAAUGUACAGUCAGCCUACCUUAUCCACAGAUAUAUGGUUCAGGAACCCCCAUAGAUGAGCCAAAAACACAGAUGUUUAAGAUGCAUAUAUAAAAUUAUAUAAUUUUACCCUAUACCUGUUCAAAACUUGAAACUUCACAUCCAUGCACCACCAAUAACUGUUAAACUUCCCAUGUGGCAAGCUGCUCGUGUCAACCAAUGAAAAGGCUAAACUAAGGUCCACUCGCUGGAUUAGCCCUUGUGAUCAUGUUGUAUGCACAAUCAUCUUUCUGUACAUAAUUUGCUGCCCUUGAUUGCUAAAUUAGUGAUGACAUGGCUCCAGAAGGACAAAGGGGAAGUGAUGAAGUGAUGGUACUCCUUUCCAAGCUGUAGAUUGCCUAUGGAAGUUGGCCAGCAAAAUGGAAAUAAUUAAUCCAACAGCCAUGCAAUUCGUGAUAAAGAAAAUGUAAUGAGAGUUAGCUUCAUUGGUGGGCCAGUAACGGUGAAAUUAGUAUCUUUAGUUUAUGAUAAAGCAGUUUUGGAGACAAGAAAAGCUUUGAAUGUGGGGAUGGAGGACAUGAUCCACAAAUGUUCCUGUGGAUAGCUAUGUGUUCCAUGAGAAAGUGCUUAGCCUUCAUGAAGGCUUUUCAGAUCUUGAAAGGGCUGCAAAAAAUACUUUGAAGCUAGCAGGAGUUGAUUUCAUAGUUUGAUGAAAUGUUCUAAAAUUUUAGAUUUAAGAUUACUGGUGGCAUCAUCAUCAUCAUCAGCUGUCAGUAAAGCAGCACCAAUAUUCUCCAAUCAGCCAAAGGCAGUCAUUGGUGGAGAGUGCGUUCCAGGACAGUCUUUGUGACAAAACAGGCUUCUGAAAGAAGAUGCCAAACUAUACUUAUCAGCAUAAAAUCAACCAGCGAGCUGCACCUCCAAACAAUGAGCCUCCAAGAGCCUCUGUGUGGCCUGGAGGCUGAUGGCAGUCCAUGAAGAGGCUAAACUACAUACAGUUAGUGUCUACUGAUACCAUAGGGUUGACUGGAUUUUGGUACGCCAUGAUAAGGCAGCAUAUGUUGUUUCUUGUGAGUAUCUAGUGGACAAUGCUGUGCAUGGGAAUUUCUUUUUUCCCCGGUUGGUCAAAACUGCGGAUGCAAAACCCACAGAUAAGGCAGGCUGAUUGUACAGUAAACUUUUUAGUUUUAUGCAUCAGUUCAGCCAAGGGCCUUGCAGAUCAAUAAAAAAAUCUGGAUAAUGUCAAAGGAUUUUUUAUUUUUUUUUAUUCCAAGAUGCAGAUAAAAAAUUUCAUCACUGGUAGUUUUGCACAUCCAACUUUUUUUUUUUUUUUUAUUAUUAUUAAUUGUUGAUGAAAAAUGGUUUGCUUGUUGUGCACACAGCUCCCUCCUGCAGCUGUUAUCAUGCUUAGUUUUUGGUGGGGGGGGCAAUUUUUUGUUUUUCUUAUUUACCUAUUAUGGGGUUGAGGUUUAGCAUAGAGGUAGUUUGUUGGUGAACUGUUUUUUCACAGAUGUAAGUCGUGUUUAUUUUUCAUGUUGGGCUUUUUGGGGUUAUAGUUUGACAUGUUGUAAUCUGCAAGUAACUCAUGUUUUAUAUGCAAAUGCGAGUGUAACAAGGAGAGACAGGUAGUGAGCAUCAUCGAUUGGAGAACAAAGGUUGAAGAUAUUUUAAUGAUUUAAGAAUAACAGACUUGGGUAGGUCACGUCAUGCAUGGAAUUAAUAACAGAUGGACAACCAAAGUAAUAGAGUGGCAGGGCAGAGCACAGAGGACCAGGUGGAGAAGGAUGGAGCACACUAACAUCAGAGGUGGAACUAGUAAUGGUUAAAUAUGAUGACUUGUCUGAUAAUCAUUAAUUAUUAGAGUUCAGUGAGGCCUGUAGAGCUAGUUUUUCAAGACAAGUAGCUUCAAGUGGCUCAGGGAGAUUACUAAGUCACAAUAUCAGUAUGGAGGCAUGAUGUCACACAUGGAAGCAAGUGGACAGUGGUGGAACCCUAGACGUGAGUAGCAUCUUUAUCUCUUAAACAUUGACAAUUUCUAAACUACCAUUUUAGACUCAAUAUUGGAUAUUAAAUCAACUUAUGCUAUGUUAUGUUAUGUGCAUAUGCUGCUGAGAUGUCUCUUUCCCUUUCCCCUUAGUUUUCUGGUUUAUGUUUACUUGCCUUUGCUAAUCCUUCUAGUUUUUCAUUGUCCACAUCAAUGAGCCUCUUAAGUGCAAUCAUCAUCCCUCCUCUCAUUUUAUAUUAUCUGUUCCCCACAACCUGUACUUAUUAUCUACCACUUCAAUGGUAUCUUCAUUCAACUUAGUCUGGACAAGGCCAUGCUGAGGUUAAGUCUUCUGCAUUUGCAUACACCACUUUCAAUAUUUUUUUUGCUGUUGUCUGUCUCAACUUUAGGUACUUUUUGGGUAUGAGUAGAUGGUAAAAACAAAACAAAUCACUGCUUGAUUAGUUGAGAAUUAUUUAUAAACUACAGAACCUUACUUUAUCCUUACUGAUAGUAAACUCUUAGAAAAUGCAAGACCAUGAAUUUUUCUUUCAGUGUGGUGAGAAACUUAUUCGUUUACUCAUAUAUAAUUUCCUAUAAUGUACAUAGUUUUAUAUCUGUCCUUUCAUGAACAAGGUAAUAGUGUCUCUAUUUUCCUUUGAGCAGCAGAAUAUUUCUGUUCUCUUCUGCAAAGGAGAUGUUGUCUCAAUUUUAUUUGAGCAGUCUCAAUUUUAUUUGAGCAGCCAAAAGCACAACACUUCACCAUUCUUGCAAUCCACUCAGCAAACUCAGCCAGCAGUUUUUUGUUAGUGUUUAGUUACCUACAUAUCAUCUAUAUCUAAAAAAUCUUCCACUUUUUUUCUGCAACUGAGAUUGGCUUGUAGUGAGUAGAAGUGGGGAUGACACAGCAUCUUGCACAGCCUGUAAAAGUAGAAACUCUCUCUUCCUCUCAUCCACUGAUAGAUAGUAUGACUGUGUGGUGUGCAUAUUUUUUAUUACUAUUCAUUUGUGCCUUUUGCAAUUCAUAGAGAGCCUGUAGAUAAUGGGAAUAACAAACCAUAAAAAUAUUGGUUUGGUCUAUUCAUGGAUUGCCCUUAUUUGCAGGCAAGUCCAGUACAUAACCCCCAUCAUAGCAAGGGCCAAUUGUACAAUAUCAACUGGUCUGACUUUCCCAAACCCUAAUGAACUCCUUGGAGACUACUAUGAUGCUGUAUUUUGCUGUAUUGUUAACCCCUGUGGCCACCUUAAAUACCGAACAAAUGUUGCCAAAAUUGUGUUCAAAGGCCAAGACCUUCCUGAAGAAGUGUACAGGCAACUCUCGAUUUACACGAGUUUGGUUUACGUGUUUUUGAAAUAACACGGGCUGCAAAAUCCAAAUAAAUGUUUAAUUAA
This is a messenger RNA of Eriocheir sinensis (Chinese mitten crab), 4495 nucleotides long. RefSeq names its product endoribonuclease LACTB2-like. Lineage: Eukaryota; Metazoa; Arthropoda; Malacostraca; Decapoda; Varunidae. The record is from RefSeq and is a predicted model, not a curated record. Gene Ontology annotation, cellular component: mitochondrial matrix. The transcript is spliced from 6 exons. The coding region runs from base 220 to 1077 and encodes 285 amino acids. Gene Ontology annotation, molecular function: RNA endonuclease activity; single-stranded RNA binding.